Molecule: messenger RNA, 363 nt
Organism: Andrographis paniculata
Lineage: Eukaryota; Viridiplantae; Streptophyta; Magnoliopsida; Lamiales; Acanthaceae
Exons: 1
Coding region: 1-363 (120 amino acids)
Source: RefSeq, a predicted model, not a curated record
AUGGCAAAUUACAGAUCAAAUUCCUACAGCAGUAGCAGUGGACAAAUGCAAAUAGAGCCUUACAGUUGGACAGGCAGAGCCAUCGCCAGGCCUAAUGAUUUCAGGUCUUACAGCUACAGUGCGACUACUUCACAGUACUAUGGGAUGCCCACGUCGCCGCCUCUGAAGAUAAAGAAGGGGAAGAUUGUUGAUGGGUCAGCCAGCAGCCGAUCUUGGAGUGCUUUCAGCGACCCUGAAUUGCAGAGGAAGAAGAGGGUGGCCAGCUACAAAGUCUACUCUUUGGAAGGCAAAGUCAAAGGGUCCUUCAGGAAGAGUUUCAGGUGGCUUAAACAUAGAUACACCCAGGUGGUCUAUGGAUGGUAG